AUGGCUGUUGUAAGGGGCAUGUUUACAUUCGUUUUCAUUGUGGAACUUAUCCUGGGCAAUGUAGGAAAUGGCUUCAUAGCACUGGUGAACUGCCUGGACUGGGUCAAAAGGAGGAAGAUCUCUUCAGUGGACCACAUUCUCACUGCUUUGGCCAUCUCCAGAAUCGGUCUGCUCUGGUCAGUUGUUCUAAGCGUAUUUAUAUUUGUCCUAUACCCGGCCAGAGGUACCGCUGGAUAUAAACAAGGAAUUAUUUUUAUUAUCUGGAUAGUCACUAACCACUUUAGCAUCUGGCUUGCUACAAUCCUCAGCCUCUAUUAUUUUCUGAAGAUAGCCAGUUUUCCUAAUUCCAUUUUUCUUUACCUAAAGGGGAGAGUGAAAAGCAUCGUUUCGGGAACAUUGCUUUUGUCCAUAGUCAUCUUGUGCUUGAAUUUUGUGCUGAUCAACGCAACUCUUGAUGAAUCUAAGAGGAACACAUCUUAUGAAUACACUUCACGUAACGUUACAGCCUUUUUAGUAACUUUCACGGUGUACCUUUCCAUGCCCUACAUUGUGUCCCUGGUGAUGUUUCUCCUGCUGAUCUUCUCUCUGUGGAAACAUCAUCAAACCAUGUACCACCAUGGCUAUGGAGACAGAGAUGUCAGCACCGUCGCCCACAUCAGAGCCUUGCAAAUGGUGGUUGCCUUCCUCCUCUUGUAUUCCAUUUUCAUUUUGACUCUUGUGGUACAAUAUUGGAGCAUAGAUCCCCUGAAAACAUACUGGCACAUCUUGUUUUGCCAGGCUGUUGGAAUGGUGUUUCCUUCAGGCCACUCCUGGGUCCUUGUUCUGGGAAACAGCAAGCUGAGGCGCGCCUCUCAGUUGGUGCUACGGCAGCUACAGUGCAGUCUCAGGCCCAGGCCCAAGGAGCUGGAACCGCCACGGUCCUAA
This is a messenger RNA of Perognathus longimembris pacificus (Pacific pocket mouse), 924 nucleotides long. RefSeq names its product taste receptor type 2 member 125-like. Gene Ontology annotation, biological process: G protein-coupled receptor signaling pathway; sensory perception of taste; detection of chemical stimulus involved in sensory perception of bitter taste. Gene Ontology annotation, cellular component: membrane. The transcript has a single exon. Gene Ontology annotation, molecular function: bitter taste receptor activity; G protein-coupled receptor activity. Lineage: Eukaryota; Metazoa; Chordata; Mammalia; Rodentia; Heteromyidae. The record is from RefSeq and is a predicted model, not a curated record. The coding region runs from base 1 to 924 and encodes 307 amino acids.